AUGCAAACCUCUUCCCUUCAUUCCCCACCACUUCCUCCACCUCCAUUUUCCAUCAAUCAUCCCCACAGAAAACUGGGUUUUGUCCCAAGAAAAAGACCCUUCAACUCUAUAACUGCACUGAAAAGAGACGCAAAUGGUAAAGAUCAUCAUCAUAGUGGCAAGCUUGUUGAUGAGAGCAUGAUCAUUCUCAGACAGAGAAUUCAUGAAAUGAAGAUGGUGGAGAAGAACAGUGAGCCACCGGAUCAUUGGAUGGAGUGGGAGAGACGGUAUUUCCGGAGAUAUGAUUCUGAUGUGGUUGAAGCAGUAGGGUUUUUGCAGUCGUCGUUGAUGGAGAUUAGGCCUGGCUUGGCUUUGGGAAUGGUGAUUCUGGUUUUCUUUAGUGUGCUGAGUUCCAUGGCUGUUGUUGGGUUUUGUUUUAUGGACAUUGUUAAGUGGAUUUUUGAUGGGAUUCAGCUUAGUAGCUGA
Molecule: messenger RNA, 465 nt
Organism: Ilex paraguariensis (yerba mate)
Lineage: Eukaryota; Viridiplantae; Streptophyta; Magnoliopsida; Aquifoliales; Aquifoliaceae
Source: the annotation of a GenBank genome assembly